AGCGCGCCAGCCGCCAGCGUAAGUGCGGCCAUCUUCCCCCCUCUCACUCUCUCUCUCUCUCUUUCCCUCUUCCGUUCCUUCGCGGGAAACUUUUAGCGCGGCUGGCUCGGGCCGCUUCGCGCCGCUUCGGGAUCGUCGAUCCGAUUAGACAUUAGUUGAGCGGCCUCGGGUCGGGAAUCUUCUUCAACUCGCCGCGACUGAGCCGAGAGCAGCUCGGAGUUCGGAGUGGCUCGGAGUAGUCGGAGCAGCUCGAGGUAGUCGAUGGGAGCAACAAGACACGCGUGCGUGCGGUACGCCUUUUAUUCUGCGGCACGGACAGUGAGUAAAGGAGAGAGAAAGAGAGAGAGAGAGGAAGAAAGAGAGAAAGAGGGGCGGAGGGAAGUGUUGAGUGGCGUCCUGGCGUCCCGCCAUCGGUGGCGAAGGAGGAUCGCGUCGUCGAUAAGCGUCGCCGAUAAGCGCGUCGGGGUGAGAUUGAUCGUCGCGCCGGAAAGCGGCGCGUUAGCGUCCGGCAGGUAGAUAGGACGAAGGGCGGAAGAGAACUGGAAAAGAGAAACACAGUUCUCCGCGCGAAAGACGGAAGGAAUUGGAAAAAGAGAGAGAGAGAGAAAUAAGCAGGAUAAUUCGAAGGAUAAGCGAGAAAGGAGCAUGCACCGGUAAUCGGAGAAACAGGGGCGGCAGCAUGAGGUACGUUUCCGGAGAUGCGCGUCGUCGCUCGUCGCAGCAGACUCGGUAGCUAUAGCCGCGCGCACCACCAGGCAUGGCCGACGUAGCGUCGCCGGAAGGCGACAACGGGCUCGUCGCCGCGACGCCCGAAGGGUGUCGAGCGCCACUGAUGACGGAGACCGGCGGCGCCAACGGCGGGACGGGGGACAUGGCCGCCGCCGCCGCCGACAACGGAGUUGUCGACGACAAGGUCAGUAUUCAUGAGAUCCUCGAGGGGAUGACGAACGAGUUUAACAAGAAUGUGAGCCCGACGAAGAAUGAAAUUGAAAAAAUGGAAUUGGAAGAGAAGGUGAUGUCGCUGUUGCCGUCGAGGAUCGUCGACGAGGUGUCCAAGAGGGAAAGGGAGUCCGACGAGAUCAGCGAGGAAGCUGUUGAAGAUCCAGAGGAUGUAGUUACCUUACAGGCUCCGGAAGUGAAUCACAAGGAUGAGGAGGAGAGUUCGCCGGGCAAGCAGGAGGCUGUCAAGAAGGACAACAACAUACCCAGGAUCGUCUUGACGUUCAGGACCAUCGACGAGAAUACGGAUCACGGCAAGAAGACCAAGAUAUCCAGUUGUUCCUCUAAUCUCACUUUAGUUCCUGACGAGUUGGCCAACUGUGAUCAAAUUGGCGGCGUCUCGGUAAAGAUAGAGACCUCCGAUGAGAAUUCCGACGUAGUGGAAGAGUCCCAAGCUGAGGAGUCUCAAGCAGAGGAAUCCCAAGCCGAGGAGUCCCAGACAGAGGAGUCGAAAGUUAAGGAAUCUCAAUCAGAGAAGUCUCAAGCAGAGGAGACAAAGAAGAAGGAAUCUACAAAGGUGACAGAAUCGAAAGUCGUGGAUGAGAAUAAAAUAGAAACUGCAGAAGAGAGACAAAAUAGUGAUGCUCAACUUCCUAUCCAGAAGAAGUCUGAAAUCACGGAGAAUAAUGCUGAAAACAGCAACGCCAAGACAACACUCGCAGAAGGUACUGCGCAACAAGAAACUACCGCGCCAGUUACCAGGAAGAGAAGAAUUGGGCGACCCAGAUUACGAGCACUUAGUGAUUCAAUACCUCGGGAUGAGGAACCUCCCGGUCCCAAGCGUUCAGCUAGAAGGUUGUGUAAAGAGUCUGUAAAGACUGUACUGGAAAGCGCCAUGGCACGUAAGGAGAAGUCCAAUUAUACGGAGGAAUACAAGAAAAAGAAGUACAACAAACCGGGUCGACCCAAGAAGAUUGUUCCAGGCAAAGAUCCGAUCAAGCAGACACAAGUAAAGCCGUCCGAUGUCCGUCAGGAGAUGGAGACGUCGUUGACGUCUGAUAAUAGCACGACUGAGAUGUUAGAGUCUUCGCGCGACACUUCUCUACCCGAGAACAGCACGAACGACAAUGUUACGGAAGAUUCGCAGUCGUUCUCAUCCGACUUCGAUGGAAUGCCGAAGCUAUCGCCGAUGACGAGGAGCUCGGAAUCACAUACCAAACUGGGCAAUUCCAUCGGCAGUCCUGGCAGCGACGACACACCUUU
Temnothorax curvispinosus is the source of this 2202-nucleotide messenger RNA. RefSeq names its product titin-like. The transcript has 2 exons. NCBI's taxonomy places the organism in Eukaryota, Metazoa, Arthropoda, Insecta, Hymenoptera, Formicidae. The record is from RefSeq and is a predicted model, not a curated record. The annotation marks the transcript as partial.